Mycotypha africana is the source of this 1502-nucleotide messenger RNA. RefSeq lists its product as uncharacterized. The transcript has 2 exons. The record is from RefSeq and is a predicted model, not a curated record. The coding region runs from base 426 to 1388 and encodes 320 amino acids. NCBI's taxonomy places the organism in Eukaryota, Fungi, Mucoromycota, Mucoromycetes, Mucorales, Mycotyphaceae. Gene Ontology annotation, cellular component: nucleus.
GUCCGCGUUUCUUAAAUAUCAGUACAAAUCAAAACUAUGGAAGAGACAGAUUGGACUGUAAUUUGUCGACUGGAUCCGUGUUCGAAUAGCCAUAUUAUAAGUAACGUGAAAUUUUCACGAUUGCAUCAGCGUUGACAUUUUGGUUUCCUAAUUUUUCUCUUCGCUUCUGGAUGUUUAAUAUUGCAUUCGCUUCUUCAACCGUCAGUUGGCUUCCUCACCGUUCUUUAAUGCCAUAUUGGACAGAUAGUUUACAACUAAAUACCAUACUUCAGAUGAUAGCUUACUGUAUAGCUUGAGGAAUCAUUCUUUGUGUUAUAUGCAAUUGUUUGGACUGCCUACAAAGCUGAGGUUAUUUAUGCAAUUUUCAGUCUGAAUAAUUUCAAUUUUCUGAAAACUUUACUUUCUUCUUCUGUACAUUGUUAAAUAUGCAAAAGAGGAAAGCAAUUGACAAUGUGAGUGCCUCUACAGCGAUUGAAUUGAAGGCAGAAGUAGCCCAGCACCUAGAACAAUUUGAAAAGCUACGAGCGACUCAAGGAAAACAAACUACGGCAAAAAGGCCAGACAAAAAACCGACAGUUUGGUCAAGGCAAAACAAAGGCGUUCAAGAAAGAAAUCAAAGAGAUGAAAAACACCAUUUAGAAGCUAUUGAGUCGAAUACUUUAGCAAAGAGUCGAGAACAGCUAGAAAGAAAGGCAAAGAUAUACGAAGCAAUGCAAAGGGGAGAAUAUGAAUUUGAUAUCGAUUCUGUUGACGAGGAUGAAAUGCCACUUAUUGAUUUCGACAAGAAAUAUUUACAAGAGCGUGAACUGGAAGAAAAAAGGAACAGCAAAAAACGUCGAAUUGAGGAAGAAGAAGACAAUGAUCCAUGGAUCGAGUAUGUCGAUGAAUUUGGGCGUACUCGAAUUGUGCGUCGUAGUGAAGUGCCCGAUCUAAAGCAGGAAGAGAUAGAAGACGAAGGAACAGAUGAGGAUGAUUAUGAUUCGGAAGAAGAGAGAAAGAAGCAUAUUUCCCAAGAACGGAUUAGAGCAGCAGAAAGGACGGAUAUGAACCAUUACGAAGCAGAUCGAGAAAUAAGAACGAAAGGUGUAGGUUUCUAUCAAUUUGCUAAAGAUGAGGAAGAACGUCAACGACAGUUAGAUAAAUUAAACAAACUAAGAGCUGAAACAGAGAAUGCUCGACAAUCAGCCGCCAGUGCUGCAUCAAAACGGAAACAAAUGCUGGCAAAAAAUGCAGACAAGAUCAGGGCAAGAAAAGCUGUACUGCAAGCCAAGAAAAACCAAAAAUUAAAAUCAGAUACUAAUAGCAAUGCCAUCGAGACAGCAGCAGUGAACAUUACAGAAGAUAGCGUUAAUAGUUUCUUAACAUCUCUGCGGAAACAAAUGGAAUAAAAACUACUAUUUAAUAUAUGGAUAUUUUUAAUUCAAAUGAUUAGAAUACACUUUUAAUAGUGUCCGACGCGCAUUAAACAUAUUGUUUUCAUAUUCUUCUUCCAAUACAUAAAU